Molecule: messenger RNA, 3006 nt
Organism: Helicoverpa armigera (cotton bollworm)
Lineage: Eukaryota; Metazoa; Arthropoda; Insecta; Lepidoptera; Noctuidae
Product: trichoplein keratin filament-binding protein
Exons: 8
Coding region: 32-1519 (495 amino acids)
Biological process (GO): apoptotic process
Cellular component (GO): keratin filament
Source: RefSeq, a predicted model, not a curated record
UUUAAUUUACUAUUUUUAUAUCAUCAAGAAAAUGUCUCGUCCCCGCCCACAAUGGCAGCUGCAAGCGUUAGCCGCUCAACGUCGUGACAAUGAGCUCAAACGUGCCGAGGAAUUGAAGAAGGUAGCCUCGUACUUCGAGAUCCACACUACUAAGUCUAGGCAUCAUGAGCAGUGGACCACUGAGGAUUAUUAUGAGAAGGCUAAUAAGGAAGCUGAGCUGUUGAGUCAGCGGAAGAUAAGAGCUGCUCAACUCGAGGAGCGGCGUAAAAAACUGGAGCUAAUGUUGUUCCAAGAAAACAUGCAGUUUCAACAGGAACUUAAAAAGUUAGCAGCUCAGCCCAAGUUUUAUAAAAAUGGUUCAUACCUCAACAAAGUCCCCACCUCAACUCUUCAAGAGAUCAACCAGGGCAUCAUGGCUAAGGAGGAGCAGCUGAUGCGUCACGAGGCUGAGCUGCGGCUGCAUCACGCGUGGAGAAUGCGCCAGCCCGAGCUGCGGGCUGCUAGCGCUUAUGUCGCUAAUGGCAAGUGCAAGUCUGCGUGGAUGGAGCAAAUAGUGGAAAAAGAAGUCCAGAAGAAAAAAGACGAGGAGGAGACGCGUAAGACUCUGCAGGAGAGAGACGAAAUGCUGCGCAGACAGAUACAGAUCGAGGAGGAAAGGCUCAAGGAGAAAGAGCAACAAGUUAAAGAGCUCCGCGAAAGCCUAGAAGGGCAGAUAGCAGAACUAGCCGAAAAAGAGACAGUUGUAAAACGCUUGCGCAAACAAGAAGAGAAAGAGAAACUCAUACUCGAUGAGCUACAGUUCAUAUCGUGCGAAAGAGAGAGAGAACACAACCGCCUCGUGGCAGAGAGAGAUGCCAAUAUAGUGAAUAUGGGCCUACAUAAGUAUAAAUUGAAGAGAAGAGUGGUCGCUGUGAUGAAGGAGAUUGAACUGGAUUUGGAAAUGCUUGAGAAGUUGCGUAAGGCGGUGUUGAAGGAGCGUGAAGCCCAACAAGACACAUGCUUGAGCUACAAGCGCGUGUUAGACGCGGCGCUGGCCGAGCUCGCCGAGCACCGCCACCGCGAGCGACAGCGGCAGAACACCAUCGAAGCUAUGUAUGACGGAGAGGCACGCCAGAUCAAUGACAAACAGGAUAAGCUCUGGGCCAAAGAGCGCGAAGCCCGUGCUCUUCUCAUGCAUGACGUGGUCACCACUCUGAAGAAGCAGAUAGAAGAGAAGAUAGAAGCCAACAGACAGAAGCAGAGGCUCAACGUGCUCGAGCGAGAGAAGAUUCUAGAACAAAUGGAAAGUUAUCACGAGGAAGUCAGGGCUAAUGAAAGAGCGACACAGCUGACAAACUCAAAAUACGCUACCGUCACAGCUUUACAGUCUCAACUAAACAGCUUACGCCUACAAAAACAGCAGUUAGACGCGACCUGCGCAAGAGAGGCCGAGCUUAGAGAGGCCGCCUCUAACGAGAGGCUGCUCAGGAACGAGAUCGCUAAGAUACAUCGAGAGGGCAGCACUCAGGCUUGGACAUAGAUUCGUUAUUUCUUUAUUCGUAAUGCUGAUAUCAGACGUUUAAUUUUUCUUUCAUUUUUGCCUAUCACUCGGAAUGACACGUCUCUAUGACAUGACAUGCUCGUAUUCAUACUCAUAUUAUUUAUUUGCAUUCCACAAUGUAUAAAGUAGGUUUUACAAUUUGGCUUAGAGCUAGGUACAAUUGUGGACCCUGUAGGGCACAGCAAAAUAAAAUAAAACUUACAACUAAAAUUAUUAUUAUUAAAUCUAUGGAAUCUUGGUGAUAGGUUUAUUUUUUCGCCAUUCCAGCCUUGUCGUUGGAACAUAGAACGAAUUAAAAAUGAUCGUUAACUCGGGUAUAGCGUCUGAUAUCAGCUUGAAACAUUGGCAGCUUUUAUGCUAUGAAAUUGGUAAGCAACCCUUAGAAGGUUUCCUCAUGUAGUUCACAAAGGGUUCUGUGAAAUUACAGGAGUUUAUAUUUGUUUGAUUUUCUGUGUAUAUGCGAUGUAGGUCUGUGUAUAUCCUAUUUGGAAGUUACCUACUUCUUUUAUGUUAACAUUUCAUUAGCUUUUUUCAUGAUAUUCGUUGACUUGAUGGCCAUUAAGGUACAAGUUGGCAGCCGACUGCAGGCGACAACUGCAGACGACAUGUCGUCGCUUCAUUCAACAGAUUCAACUACGGAGGGAAUUUCAUAGAAAUACAUAGAAAACAGUAGUGUCGUUGCGACACGUCGUCUGCAGUUGUCGCCUGCGGUCGGCUGCCAACUUGUACCUUUAUUGUUCUUUAUUCAAUGUGGAUGUUAGGUGACGAAAAUAGGUUCUAAGUUAGGUUAUUCUUUUUUGUUAAUCUUAGAGUGAGUUGCACCACAGGCGUAGUUAAUGCUAUAGUUAAGAUUAAUUUUAGCAGUAACUAUAACGAUGACCACAGAACUUUACAAAUGUUUGUUGCACCAUGAUUUUUUUGUUAACAGUUAACGCUAAUGGGGUUGACAGUAUAAAAAGAUAAAUUAUCCCUAAAAACUGACGGGGAAAAUUAUUUGUUAUGACAACACUGUGAGCCUUAUGUCAAAUUUAUUUUCACGAAUCUCGUUUCGUGAGGUUAGGUUUGUGUUAUUAUAAUUGUUGUGUUUUUGUUGUGUCCGUCUGUUUGCCGAAUCAAGCACGGAUAUUGUAAUAGUAAUAAUGGAUGACUUCAAGACAAAGUGAGUUUAAUUUUAUGUUAAAUUUAUUAUACCUGAUAAAAAGUGCGCCACUACAUUAGUACAUUAUAACUUUUAGCCUAUGCAAGUUAAAUCAAGCGUGUUUUACUUAGGUCCUAUAUAAAAUAAUAUCUCAGUCCACACUUUUAUUCAUACAACAUUGUUUAGAAAAUGUUUUAUUUAAUUGUUCAUACAAUAAAUAAAAAAAAACUAUGUGAAAUAACAUAAUUAAACAUCCAUAUGAAAAAUUCAUGGUAUAUUCCUUACUGCCUAUUGUUAUUUACCACAUUGAAUAAAGUAUUUGUUAUUU